AUGCGAUGCGCUCGCUUGCCGCCCGAGGCAGCGCUGCGCCCCCUCGGCCUCGCACCGCCUGCCCCCUCCCGCUCGCAGGCCGAUAAAAGGAUGACGCAGUUCUGUUGCCUUCUGCUCGUCCUCGCCUUGGGCAGCGCCAACAGCCAAGGGCUCCAAGCCGCUCGUCCUGGCCGUGGCAACUUCGCUGAGAAGCAGCAGCAGCUCAAGGCUGAGAUCAAGGAGCAGCUCAAGGCUGAGCACGAGCAGCUCAAGGCUGAGCACGAGCAGCUCAAGGCUGAGCACGAGGAGCUCAAGGACCAGCUGGCUGAGUUCAAGGAGGAGUUGACGCAGCUUGCCGUCACGCUCGCAAAGAAGUGA
Messenger RNA from Emiliania huxleyi CCMP1516, 357 nucleotides. RefSeq lists its product as hypothetical. The transcript is spliced from 2 exons. The record is from RefSeq and is a predicted model, not a curated record. The coding region runs from base 1 to 357 and encodes 118 amino acids. Lineage: Eukaryota; Haptophyta; Isochrysidales; Noelaerhabdaceae.